This is a messenger RNA of Hemicordylus capensis (graceful crag lizard), 3168 nucleotides long. It is a transcript of the gene EMP3, whose product is annotated as epithelial membrane protein 3. The transcript has 5 exons. Gene Ontology annotation, cellular component: plasma membrane. The coding region runs from base 287 to 778 and encodes 163 amino acids. The record is from RefSeq and is a predicted model, not a curated record. NCBI's taxonomy places the organism in Eukaryota, Metazoa, Chordata, Lepidosauria, Squamata, Cordylidae.
GGGGCCCCUCCCAAAUGAGCCCACCCCCUUUCCAGCUAAGUUCUUUGGGGCAUCUGGCCAGCCACGCGCUCCGGGUCCCACCCACGUGGAUUGGUGCCAAGGGCAGGGCUGGGUGAACGUGGUACGUGGGGAGAUGUGGAUGAACUAAAUUGGUAAAACAAGACAGAGAGGCAGACAGACGAGGAAACUCCCGGAGGAAACAGCAGAAAAAGCCGAGGUGGGAGACUGCCUGCACCCGGGGGCCCUCAUCAGCCCUUCAAGGGAUUUCAAGCAUCCAGCUGCCAGGAUGAGUUUCCUCCUCUUUGCAGUCACUGCCCUCCACGUCCUUAUUCUGAUCUUACUCUUUGUGGCUACGUUGGACAAGUCGUGGUGGGUUCUGCCGGAUAAGGAAACUGUUAACAUCUGGUAUGACUGCAUAUACCACAAUGAGAGUCAGGCCUGGACAUGCAGCUCAGUUUCAGAAAGUGAGUGGCUCCAUGCCGUCCAGGCCUUCAUGGUUUUAAGUCUUCUCUUCUCCAGUUUUGCCUUCAUCAUCUUCAUGUGCCAACUCUACACCAUGAAGCGGGGAAGCCUGUUUUACGCCACCGGAAUCUUCCAGAUACUCACUGCUAUCUCCGUGUUCACAGCUGCCAUUAUCUACACCACCCAUGUGGAAGAUUUCCAGUAUGGGCGACCGAAAGGUGGCUCCUUUGGCUACUGUUUUGUGUUGGCGUGGCUCUCUUUUCCCUUGGCUCUUGUCAGCGGGAUCAUUUACAUCCACCUUCGAAAAAAGGAGUGACUGUCAACCAGGGGAUCUCUCCCUUUGCCUUGGAAGGGGGCCUCUUUUCCUCUGAAUUUAGCUCUGUAUUAACUCUUUGCUGUUUUUUAAGGCAGUCAUGAUACAAAAUCAUACGCAAUGCGUGGCUGGAUCCAUGGGGCUAUCGCACUGCAGAUGCAUCACCUCUUGUUUGCAUGUUAUCAUGUACUUCUCAUGAUACGGCAAAUUAAAGGUGUAUAAUCUUGCUCUGAGCAUUUCUUUGGUCUCGAAGAUGUUAUGCUCUAAGCAUGUGUGGUUUUUGCUGGCAGAAUGAUGUGUCAUGAUAACAUGGUAUAUGCUCAUUCAGGGAGUUAUGGUCCCCGUCCCCCUCCCUUUAAAAAAAAAAAAAUAUUUCCAGCAUUUAAAAAAAAAUUGCUGUAUGGCCAACAAUGUUUUCCCUCCGAUAACAAUUUUUUUCUUUUAAGGUUUCCACUUUUUUCUUAACUGUUUGUUUGUUUUUUAAAGAAUCAAAUUGAUAGAACCAUUUUGGAAAUUUAUUUGGUAAACUGAAAAACAAAACUCAAAGCUGCAAACAUUUCCAACACUCUUUUAGAAAAUCCUCAUUUCAAAAUGGAGGAUUGAGCAAGGAAUAUUUAUUUUUUAAACAUUUAUAUACUGUAACAUGUUUGCCUAUCUGAACAUUGUUACUUUUCUGCAUUGCAGAUUGGAAGCUUUAAAAUAUCAAGUGGGGAAAAUCUUUAUACAUUUCAAUUUAAAACCGUGAAACUUUUUAGAUUUUAAAGAAAGUAGGCAGAAAUGAGAAUAUUAGCAAGUUCAAAAUUAUUUGGUUUACUCUAAAAACCUAUCUGUAAGCUUAAGAUAAACAGCAAUCUAUUAUUGGCUAAGAGCCUGGCCCACGUUUCUCAUAGCACACUCUGAUCAUGUUUUCGCAGAUGUAAGUCCCACUAUGUUCAGUGGGGCUUACUCCUGGGUAGCUUCAUACAAUUUCAGUCUCUGAAUCUUCAGAAGGCUCUGCUAACAGCCAGGGCAUUGUACUGUAGAAUAAACCCAAGGGUGUGAUGCAUUUUGUCACUGCCAUUACCCACAAAAGUUGAGUUUCAUCUCCACAUUAAAAAUGUGACAUUACAAGCUGUUUUGGGGUGAGGGGGAGGAGAAGCCUAAGUGUUCACCUAAGAUGUCUCAAGUGGCAACCUAAAAAUGUUAAGUGUGAAUGUGACAAACUCAUGUUUACAAAUACAGCACAUAUGUCAUACAGGACAGACCUAGGUUUACUUCUGGGUAGUGUGUGAAAUGGCCCUGAAAUGUUUAGUCUGUAAAUAUGCUGUCAGUUGUUUUAAAUCAGUGUUCUUCAUUGCAAGGCCCAAGAGCCAGCGGCAGCUCUCAUCAACUGUAAGUGCAGCUCCCUGACUAAUUGUUAAUUAAGCCCGUGUGUAAAAACUUCAGCCAAAGCUGAUUACUCUUGAGUCUACGCACUCACCCUGGCUCCACACCAAGGCCACUAUUCCCACUGCACUGUGCUGUAUUUUACACCAGUGGGGUUCCUUUAAGGGAAACAGCUCUCUCAAGUCCCAGCACCAUCUUGGAAGGUGCUUCUGGAGCGCUGGGAAGUGUAGUCCUUCUUAACACUCUCUCCAUAGAGCUCUAUGGGGAAAGUGCUGGGACUACACUUCCCAGUGUAACCUGUAUGUGUCUUUCAAGAUGGUGCUGGGGCUUGAGGAGACUCCAUUACCUUUAAAGCGCCUCCACCCCAUGGUGCUAGAAAAAGUGCGCCAAUGCACAGAGGUCAGUGUGGUGGGAAAUAGUUCCAGGCCUUUUGCGGGGGGGAGUGGUCCCCACUUGAAAAACAGUGCAGACCACUGCUUUAAAUCAAAUAACUUGGAUGUGUGGCCACCAUCACUAACCUACUUCCUGCUGGACAGCCAGCAACCAACCAUUUAAGAGCAAUAGCUUCCCUGCUCCAAGUAAAUUUAGGCUGCGAUCCUAUGCACAUUUACCUGAAAGAAAGCUCCACUGAACACAGUGGGACUUAGUUCUGAAUAAGCAUGCAUAGAAUUGCACUGUGAUGAGUUAGUGGAGAGAGACUCUGGAUUUCCAAAAAGACAGCAUAGGGUGGGAAGUUGAAAGUAAAUACUAAUCUAAUCUGCCUGCUUCUAAAGCUCAGGCAGGGGGGUGCAUCCCACCAGCCUUCCUCCUUAUAAUUAACCAGUGUAGAAGUGCAACUUACAUGGAAAGAUUGUGCUUCCCCAAUAGCCUUCAGGGCAGUUUGCUUGCAAGUCUCAAAAAACAGGUUUCUUCCAGAUUUCUGUAACAGUAUUAUAUACUCCCCGCAACAUCCCCUUUCACCUUCUGACCUAGCCAGUUGUAUUUUAUAUGCAUUUGAAGGAUGAAAAAUAAUAAACUAAUUCAUCAGA